Molecule: messenger RNA, 1176 nt
Organism: Macrosiphum euphorbiae (potato aphid)
Lineage: Eukaryota; Metazoa; Arthropoda; Insecta; Hemiptera; Aphididae
Source: the annotation of a GenBank genome assembly
AUGUUUUCGAAGUCACUGAUCAAUUUGUGCAGACAAGGAUUAGGUUCUACAAAAAUUGUGCAAAACGUUUUGUGUAAACGUAAUUUGUAUGAGCGUGCAGCCAUAGGAUUGGAUAAAUAUGAGUUCUUCCGAGAAAAAAUUGAGAAACAGUUUUCUGAUUCAGAUAAACUGUUAUUUCGAGAGCGUAUGAAUUCUUUUGCAGAUCCUGAGUCUAGUAGUUUAAUUUUUACUGAAGAUUUAAAACAAAUUGUACACAUGGUAGGUGAUAAUGAAGCAGAUUUAACACUAGUAGAAAAGAUGAUGAAGAAAUAUAAUAAGCAAAACCAAGGAUUAAGAUUUGGAAAUUUUACUUUUGGUCCAGUUGUGAUGCGAAUGUAUUACCACCUCAAUAAACCUGAUAUUGCGUUACAAUUGUUCAAUGACCCAGAAAUGGAUGGAUUUUUUAAUCAUUUAAGUUCUUAUCAAAUACUCAUGGACUUAUUAUUUAUAAAUGAACAAUUUGAUCAAAUAUUAGUUGUAUAUAAAACAAUUCAAGAAAGACAGUUACAAAUAGCCAAGUUUCCUAAAGGCGUGAUGAUGUUAGUUUUUGCUGCAUGUUAUAAAUUGAAUACAACUGAAAGUUUUGAAUAUGCGUGUAAAUUGUGGAGUGAUCAACAAGAAGCUGGCCAUAGUCCAAUUAGAAAAACAAUAACUUUUUUUGCGGCUAAUGCGAUAAAUCAGAAUAGUCCUCAUAUUGCUCUUGAAGUAAUAACAUCGGUCCGAAAUCAAUCGUAUGUGACACUCCGUAAUAUAAAGGUGGUAGCAUUGUGUGAUUUGGGCCGAAUUAUCGAUGCUUUGCCUCUUCUUAGAAGUGUAUUGUCAUUAGAUCAACCAAUGUCUGGUGGUCCUGCAGUAAAACAAACUUAUUGUAGAGAUGUUAUAAAUUUAGUGAAAUCUGCAGCUGAAAAACAUAAUGAUAAAGAAACAUCAUUGGAGCUGGAAAGAAUAUUUAACCAACUAGAAGAGUUAAAUAUGAUUACUGAGACUACACUUGAUUCGCUUCUAUGUUCAGAAAUUAAAAUGAUCGAUAGAUCAGAUACCAACAACAGAGAAUCAAUAGUAGGGGCAAGCUAUCAAUCAGGCCGACCGUAUAAAAAACGAGAAUUUAGACGUCCUGGUAUUAGUGAUUUGCUGUAA